Molecule: messenger RNA, 1773 nt
Organism: Culicoides brevitarsis
Lineage: Eukaryota; Metazoa; Arthropoda; Insecta; Diptera; Ceratopogonidae
Product: homeotic protein ocelliless-like
Exons: 4
Coding region: 134-1444 (436 amino acids)
Biological process (GO): regulation of transcription by RNA polymerase II
Cellular component (GO): nucleus
Molecular function (GO): RNA polymerase II cis-regulatory region sequence-specific DNA binding; DNA-binding transcription factor activity, RNA polymerase II-specific
Source: RefSeq, a predicted model, not a curated record
CUCAAAUAAUAAAUAAAUAAAUAAAAAGUAAUAAAAUACAACAAAAACACAAUAAAAAAGGAUAUUUACGGUUAUACUUGUGAGGUAGUGGUUAAAAAUAACUAAAGUGGCGCUUCACUCGACCGAAGCCCUGAUGGCGGGCUUUCUCAAGUCCUCGGAUCUCGGCCCGCAUCCACACACAUACGGCUCGUCGCACCAUCCGCAUCACACACAUCCGCACGGGCCACUGCCUCCUGGUAUGCCGCCCAUGGCAUCUCUUGCACCAUUUGGCCUUCCUCAUGGCUUAGAUGCCGUUGGGUUUCCGCAAGGUAUGUGGGGUGUGAAUCCACGCAAGCAACGACGAGAACGAACGACAUUCACGAGGGCGCAAUUAGAUGUCUUAGAAUCGUUAUUCGGCAAAACGAGAUACCCCGACAUCUUUAUGCGAGAAGAGGUUGCUUUAAAAAUCAAUUUGCCAGAAUCCCGUGUACAGGUUUGGUUCAAAAACCGGAGGGCAAAAUGCCGCCAACAACUGCAACAUCAAACGACAUCUAGCGUAAAUAGUUCUAAAUCGUCAACAGGCAGCGGAUCCGCGGCAUCGCGAAACAGUAGCAAUAACAACAACUCAUCGUCGUCAGCGAGCAGUAAAAAUUCCUCGUCAUCCGGCGGAAACACGAAUAGUUCAAAUAACAAAUCGAGUAGCAAUCCCCUGAAAUCGUCAUCCGGACAUCAUCCCGGCUCAAAUAGUAAUAACAACAACAAUUCCUCGUCCGCCACAAAUAACAAUAACAACAACGCAAACAGCACGUCAACCGCCAACGGACUCGGCUUGAGUAGUCAGCAUCAGCAGCAGCAGCAACAACAGCAACACAAUCCGUCGCCCAUUCUGCCGAUGACGCCAUCGACGAGCGUGAGUCCGCCCAUCAACGUUAUCUGCAAGAAGGAAAUUACCUCGUUCCACGGGCACAACACGUCAAAUGGCAGCGUCGGAGAUGCCAGUCUCAAGUCCUCCGCCUACGAUUCCCUCAAAUCCGACGCCGAACUCUCAGGUCUCUCGCAUCAUCCUGCUGCCUAUGCCAACAUUAAUUCGCGUCUCGGGCAAUCGACGGGCGGCACAACCGGCAAUUUGACGCCACUUGGCAGCAAUUCGUCGAUCAUGACGACACCAUCGCCGCCCAUCACGCCGCAAAACCACAAUCCGCUGAGCUACGUGCCGAAUCACGAGCACAACUUUUGGUACAAUCAGUACAACCAGUAUCCGAGCAACUAUAAUGCCAGUUAUUACACGCAAAUGGACUACUUCCAGAACCAGAGUCAGUCGAAUUACAACAUGGGCCAUUCCGGGUACUCGACAUCGAAUUUCGGCUUGAACUCCGGAUCGUCGCUCGGCGGUGCAAUGAGUGCUCAAGCAUUUUCCCCCAAUCUCGACUACAUGCCGCAAGAUAAGUAUGUGAAUAUGGUAUAGAAAUUAAAACAGCAUUUUGCGUUGUUCGACGAUUAAACUCUAAUUUUCCCUUUUUAACAACAACAACAACAACGAGAAUCACAGGAAUGAUUCCUGACAAAAAAAAUUCGCGAUCUCAUCGAAAUAUCGAAUGACUUGUGUCUAGUCUCAGCUCUUUUUUAACCUAAAACGACACUUAUAUCAAUCCUUCAUAUCAAAAAAUUUAUUAUUUUAACCCCUGAGAAUCAACAAAAAUACUCAAAACUGUCACCGAUCAAAAAAUCUCUUUAAUUAAUUAAGAUUAAAAAAAAUACGACGAAAAAAUCUGUGUAUAAAAACAAACGAAUAAU